Molecule: messenger RNA, 1620 nt
Organism: Verticillium nonalfalfae
Lineage: Eukaryota; Fungi; Ascomycota; Sordariomycetes; Glomerellales; Plectosphaerellaceae
Exons: 5
Coding region: 1-1620 (539 amino acids)
Biological process (GO): transmembrane transport; carbohydrate transport
Cellular component (GO): membrane
Molecular function (GO): carbohydrate:proton symporter activity
Source: RefSeq, a predicted model, not a curated record
AUGAACGCACUUCGACAGCGUCUGCCCGCUCCCAGGCAGGACCAGGCUGCCCGCCAAGCACGCAAGAAUGGCGGUGCUGAAGGCGGAAAGGCUGGGUACGAGCCCUCCCGUAUCGCACAGCUCGCCCAAGAGGCCCCCAUCUGGUAUCGCUCUGCCGCUCGCCGGCGGCUCUACUUCCUGCUGUUCCCUGCGGCCGUUGUCUCGUAUGCCACGAGUGGUUACGACGGGUCCAUGAUGAACUCAUUGCAGACCGUGUCUUAUUGGGACGACUUCUUCGACAACCCGCGAGGUGCUCAGCUCGGACUCAUGAGCGCCAUCAUGUCCCUCGGCAGCAUCUGCUCGACGCCCAUCGCGCCUUGGGUCGCCGACAAGUACGGCAGGCGCAUGGGUAUUACUGUCGGUAGUCUCAUCAUGAUCAUUGGUGCGAUCCUGCAGUGCGAGAGCCACAACUUUGGGAUGUUUGUUGGCAGUAGAUUCGUCCUCGGAUUCGGGUUGUCUUUUGCCACGACAUCAGCGCCCAGUCUCGUCAGCGAGUUGUCGCAUCCGAAAGACCGCGUCACGGUGACGGCCAUCUGCAAUACUUGCUGGUUCGUUGGCAGCAUCGCCGCGGCUUGGAUCACCUACGGCACCCGCAAUAUCCAAAGCACUUGGUCUUGGCGCCUACCCUCUCUCUUGCAAAUGGCUCCGAGCAUAAUCCAGCUUUCGACCAUCUGGUUCCUUCCCGAGUCACCGCGCUGGCUAAUCUCGAAUGAUCGUAGCGAAGAGGCCAUGGAGGCUCUCAAGCAGUACCAUGGCGAAGGCGGCGAAACGGAGCUCGUGCGACUGGAGUUUGAAGAAAUCCGUGCUGCGAUUGACCACGAAAAGCGCUCGGGAACAACGACGUGGCCCUCGAUGGUCAGAACCAAGGGCAACCGUUAUCGCAUGUUCCUCGUCGUCUGCAUGGGGUUCAUGAGCCAGUGGUCCGGCAACGGCCUUGUGGCGUACUACCUGUCGCGCGUCAUGGACACGGUCGGCAUCACCGAUAAAAACACCCAGGCUCUGGUCAACGGACUCAUCAACAUCUGGAACUUUGGCCUGGCCCUGACGACGGCCUUCUUCGUCGAGCGCAUCGGCCGCCGGCCCCUGUUCCGCGCGUCGACGCUCGGCAUGCUGACGGUGUUCACGGCCUGGACCAUUGCGUCUGCUCUCUUCGACCAGAGCCGGGCCAAGUCGGCCGGCAUUGCCGUCAUGGCCCUGAUCUUUGUCUUUCAGUUCUUCUACUGCAUCGCCUUCUCGCCGCUGCCGGUCGCGUACUCGGUGGAGGUCCUGCCGUAUUCAAUCCGCGCCAAGGGCAUGGCCACUUACGUCUUCUCCACCAAGGCGGCCGUCUUCUUUAACCAGUUCAUCAACCCUAUCGGGUUGGAAAACAUCGGCUGGCGCUUCUACCUCGUGUACGUGGCUAUCCUGGCUGUCGAGAGUUUCAUCGCGUACGGCUGGUUCCUCGAGACCAAGGGCAAGGCUCUGGAGGAGAUUGCAGUCAUCUUCGACGGAGAGGCGGCUGAUGUGCGCAUGGACGAUGGUCACAAGUUGGAGGGUCUUGUGGAUGUUGAGGAAACGGAGAAUGUCCACCGCAAGGUAUAG